Oreochromis niloticus (Nile tilapia) is the source of this 3296-nucleotide messenger RNA. RefSeq lists its product as uncharacterized. The transcript has 17 exons. The coding region runs from base 2221 to 3147 and encodes 308 amino acids. Gene Ontology annotation, biological process: protein desumoylation; proteolysis. The record is from RefSeq and is a predicted model, not a curated record. Gene Ontology annotation, cellular component: nucleus. Gene Ontology annotation, molecular function: deSUMOylase activity. NCBI's taxonomy places the organism in Eukaryota, Metazoa, Chordata, Actinopteri, Cichliformes, Cichlidae.
AUGAGGACUCUAACCUCUGUUUUCUUUUGACUAAUAUAGAACUCAACCUUAGAUGACAAAGCAUUCUCUUGUUCUAUUCCAGAAUAAAUGUGAACCCGUGAUUACACGGCCGUUCCAGUGUUACUCUGUUAUCGUUUGAGGGCCCUCAGCUCUCAGGUGAUAAACCUGGACCUCCAGACACCGCUGGUCCGUACGCCGCGUCCAACGUACGGUGGGGGAGCCAACCCCAGGGCAAAAUUAAUUUCCACAGGUACACUAGGCGUCAACCUUUGAUCUUAAAGCAUUCUCUUCGCACUAAUGUCCUCCUAUUCACACAUCAACCGCCACUGUCACUGUGUUCACGCUUCACACACAGAAACACACCCAGAGCGCGCCUCACACACAGAACAGCACCCAGAGCGCGCCUCACACACAGAACAGCACCCAGAGCGCGCUUCACACACACAACGCCCAGAGCGCGCCUCACCAGCAGUGAGACCCACAGAGAGCGCUUUUCAUCAGCGGAAAUUUCCACAGAAACCUCUUAAGCUCAACUGUUAGAACUCUUCCGAAGCACAACCGCACCAUACACCAUGUACCCCUUUCACUGCGCUUAUGACCGCCACCACGGGGCAAAAUCGCAUCAUAAAACAGAAGUGAUGCUCGUCCCCGAGGCUCAAAACCGACACCAUAAACCAGGGUCUGCUUUACCUUUAAUCGGGGUGAAGUAAAUAUUUUACUUAUAAUUUUAUGGCCGCAACCCUCGAGGCUUAACCGACACCAUAAACCACCGUCUAACCUCUAUUCAAUGUGCUGAAACCAGCAACCCCUCACUACUGCACUUACGACCGCAUCACCAGAACACGGCAGGUGUUCUGGGAAUUUCUCCUACCCCGCAAACCGUCCUACCCGUUGUUUCUGAGCAUGUGCGCGCAUGCGCACAACACAUAAAGUGAAGCAAAGCGCAUCCGGCUGUGAUUUAAUGCUACCCCGUUGUCAUAUUUGCAGGAAAAUAGCUUCGGUGAAGUCUGCUGUCAAGUUACUGGACACGUGGUAUUUGCACAACACUUCUGAAUCCGCAGCUUCGGUGUUUUAAGGCUGUUUCGAUAUGGAGAAGAAGUGGGAAGAGAUUUACGCGUUUAUUUCUGCGGGCUCCUACCCUUCAGGAUAUGACAAGGCUCAAAGGCAAAAUCUCAGAAGAUAUGCCUCAAAAUUCCAACAAAAGGAUGGAGAACUCUUUGUUGGAACCAGAAGAGUAGUAAAAACCAUGGAUGAUGCCAGGAAGCUAUUUCAUGAGUUUCAUUCAUCUCCAAUUGGAGGACACACUGGCACACACAAAACGCUAAAUGCAGUGUGUUCCAGAUUUUACUGGUUUGGUAUGACAGUUGACAUUAAAACAUGGAUUCUGGAAUGUGACCAGUGUCAAAAAGUUCGGAAACCACUGACUGCUGUGCAACCGUUGCAGUGUAUUCAGGUGUCUGAAGUGUGGGAACUUAUUGGUAUAGAUCUUACUGGACCUCUUCCUAAAAUGUCAAGCGGCUUCCAGUAUAUACUUACUGCAACUGACUACUUUUCAAAAUGGGUUGAAGCUUUCCCAUUAAAAACGAAAUCUGCAUCUGAGGUAGCCAAUGAGAUGAAAAGACCAAUGACAACAUAAAAAGAGCCCUCCGAAAACUGGUGAAUGACCAGCAGAAUAACUGGGAUCUGUAUCUAGAUCCCACCCUGUUUUCACUGCGGUCAAAAGUACACACCACAACAAAAUACUCACCUUUUUUUCUGAUGUAUGGAAGAGAGGCAGUAUUUCCAUCAGAAGUGCCGAUUUCCAACAUCAUUCUGCCAGACGACAAAAGGUACAGUGACUAUGUACAGUCUGAAAGUGAAGCACAACAUGCAGUUAAAGAAACUGCACAAGAAAACAUUGCGAAGUCACAAGACAAGCAAAAGGUUGCAUACGCCAAGCGGGUCCUGAAAAAGUACAAAAAUGUUGUGUACAAUGUAGGGGAUCAAAUUCUGCUUCUAAAUAUGAGGAAACGUGGGCGAAAAGGAGGAAGACUUGAACCAGAUUUUUCAGGUCCCUAAACAAUUGAUGACAUCAGUGGAAAAUGUGUUAGACUGAAAAACGCUGAGGGAAAUACUUUAAAAAGUCUAUACAGUAUUGACCACAUUAAACCUUAUAGAACAAGCCACCCUGUCCAAGUCUCAACUCCAACUGAACCUGUUGAGAGUAGCCCAUCUUCUGAGAUGCAGCCUUGCAGUCCUCAGCAUCAUCCUGAAGCGCUGCAAAAUAACAGACCCUCUGUCAUACAGUUUGCACCAAAAAUAGCUCAGGUAAAAUCAGUCCAAGCACCAGAAGAGCUUGUACCAGUGACCCCCCAGAAACCCAGCACGCAAGAAAAAGUGAAGUGGCUUUGGGCUGCAAAAGACACCGGGCGUGUGGAGGCAGUCGUUGGGCCAUACAAAUUGUAUGACUCUUCUUUUCGCACACUGGAGGACAGUGGGUGGCUUUCUGAUGAGGUCAUUGAUGGAUACCUGCACUGCCUCAUUAGGAAACAAAAGGAACCCGUGUAUCAGUUGUCUUGCGUUGUUGCAACCUCUCUGUUUUCUGGGAAGUUUAAAUGUGUCACCAAGAUGUUGUUUCCAGCUGAGGACAUUUGGUUGUGCCCACUGAACUUCGGUGCACACUGGAUCCUUGUGGUUGUCAAAAUCUCCUCACGAUCUGUACUGCUGUUAGACCCUCUUGGAAAUGAAGGUUGUUAUGAAAGGAAAAUUAUGCGUAACUGGAGGAAUUUUCUGAAGAUGAAAGGAAAGGAAGAGUCCCGAGUGGAUUGGAAAAUGGAGACUCUGCCACACAACAAGCAGAUGGACUCCAGCAGUUGUGGAGUUUUAGUGUUGAAGUUUGCCGAACACUACCUUAUGAGUGGAGAGGUUACUAGGGUGCUGUCCACUCCAGAAGCCAUUGGGCUGCAACGCACAGAAAUUGCUUGCGAACUGCUAGAACAUCAAAGUAAUGCUGAUGACUACUGUGUGGUUUGUUCCAUGCUGGAAGCCGAUCCUGAGUCCAGUAUGAUUGAAAUGGUGCAGUGUGAGUUUUGUCUCAGAUGGGCACAUUUUGGAUGUGCUCAAUAUGAGAGCAGCCUGGUCAAGUACUUGUGCGACAAAUGUGCAUAAUUGUUAUGAAUACUGUUUCUUUUCCACUUCUUUCUCCCUGUGUUCUGUUGGAUCUGUAAAUAUCAAAUAUAUAUAUCUGUAAAUAUAUGCUGUCAGUCACAGUAAAGUACAAAGAGCAGCCUGGUCAAGUACUUGUGUAAAAAAAAAAA